CGUAAAUUAAAUUGCAAAUUGUGGAUGGACUAGUUGUUUCACUUUCAUCCUCCGCAUUCCGGUCGCUCCAUUUAACAUCUCUCUCUCCGGCUCUUUCUCUCUCUCCCGACGAUCUCAGCAUCCAUCCACAGAUGGCGAAACCCGCGUCUGCCGCCGGAGCCACUCUCCUCCAAACUCUCCGUCGCUACAUUAAAAAGCCAUGGGAGAUAACGGGACCUUGCGCGGACCCGGAAUACAAGCAUGCCAUCCCGAAAGCCACUGAGUAUCGCCUUGAGUGCCCCGCCACAACCAAGCUGAAGGCCAUCGUGCCCACCUCCGAACCUGAAACCGUUUUCGACAUCAAGUACCACACAAGGGAUCAGCGCCGGAACCGUCCACCGAUCAAGCGCACGGUUUUGAAGAAGGCGGAUGUUGUUAAGAUGAUGAAGGAGCAGACCUUCGGGGUUGCCGAUUUCCCUCCCGUUUAUUUGACGGGAGCGAUGGAGGAGGAUAUCAACACCCGAGGCGGUGGCUACCAGAAAUGACGGAAGAGGUAAGCAAAAUGCGCUUGUUCAAUUUUCUGGGAUUGGAUUGAUUUCUAGGUUUGUCUCGGAGCAAUGAUCGAUACUCGAAUAUUUCUAGGUUUUAUGUUAGGAACUAAUUUGGGAGUUGAAAGUUACUAUCUUGUGAUUGUUCAUCUGGCGGUAGAGAAGUCAGAAGUUCUAAGAGAUCGACGUUUUGUGCUUUUUUCUGUUCAAAUCUGUGAUUUUAUCGUUUCAAUAAUUGCCUUGCGUUUCUCGGGCAAUAAUUGCUUAAAGACAUGUUGAUGUUUUUCUCCCCUCUGAUUAUAAUUCAUAGCAACUGGUCCCAACCACAGUUGGCGGGAAGGUCUGGGUUGAUUCAUUGUGAAUUUGCUGAUUCGAGGAGAACUUCUGCUCUAUCAUUUGCGCAAAUCAAAUCAGUAUACUUUGUCUAAUCAACUGAUAAGAAUGAAUCAAUUCUCGUGAUCCGCAUACAAAAAAAAAAAAAAAAUAAUCUCUUGAUUCUUAUGAUGCUGUCAGAAGUUCAGGAGAAAAGAAUAAAACUAGAUAAUCCUUUGUGCCUCUGGCUACUCAUAUUCUGUCAUUCAAUGUAAAGUUGAGUUUUUGUGAUUCUAUUGCUUUUGUGCAUGUAGGCACUCGAUGCCCAACUUAGACACUGUAUUUCACUAGGCAAAGUUGAUUGCAGAAAUAUAGAUGGUAAUUGUAAGCACAAUGUAGACGGUCGGUGCAUCAAUUUCAUUGUUUAGGGUACCUAGCUGCUUGGUUACUUGUUUUCCAAUUUCUUCACUACUGUUUGGGGGAGCUAUGAAAGGAGGAACUGAAAGUUUUUCUCUUUUGGUAGGUUGAUUUAGGCAUGAAUCUUUGUAGUCAAGUUGCGAUUAAAUCUUCAUACUUAAGAUGUUGGUUUUCCCUGGUUUCUGUGCUCCCAACUAGUCCUUCAAACGAGCAAAUUAAGCAUUGCCAAGAUUUGCUUUCUUAGCUGUUCCUUCCAUUUAUCUUAUUACCUAGGGAGCAUAAGUACAAAUGUCUAAGACAAGUGGACUGGACAGGAACAAAAGAGAAAAGGCAACAUCAUAUUGAACUAUGUCUUAAUCGAGUGUUGUGCCAGCUCUCUUGCAUUACUAUUCUUGUCAUAUUACAUACUACUACUUAAUACGAUCUUACCAAAGUGUGCAUUAUAUUGGAAGCUUCAGCCUGGUCUUAUACAAUAAUGAGGGGAUGCAAAGGUCGUGAAGCAUAUGCCAUUGUCAUUGCUUGUUGGAAUAUGCUCAUGCACUUCAUCCUUCAUCUUGCUUUGCCAUUGUAGAAAAAUCAGUCCAUGUACACUCUAAUCGUGUUCAAUUAUUAGAUUCCCGCAGUAGUAUGCUUGGCUAGAUGGAAGGAUGGUUUCUUUCGCACUCUUUUCUCCCCCUGAUUCAUGUAACCUGGAUUUUAUUCAGUCAGCUAAUAACUUGUGGAACAAGGUGUAUUAACUUUCGAAGGCAGACUUUUUCUUAGUGGACAGCCUUUUUCUCAUUCUUGAUCAUAUGAUCUGUUUGGAAAGCCUCAUGUUUGAUGUUUCUACAGAAUGUUUAAGGAUAAGCAAGUUAUCUGUUUUUACUUCUUAGCAAUCUGAGAGCAGUAAGUAUGAUAUUAUUGUGGGUGGCUGAUGCAGCAGUAGUUUCAGUUGGUGGAAUGAAGGGAUUUCUAAGAC
Linum trigynum is the source of this 2214-nucleotide messenger RNA. The record is from the annotation of a GenBank genome assembly. Lineage: Eukaryota; Viridiplantae; Streptophyta; Magnoliopsida; Malpighiales; Linaceae.